AAUGCCCGAAGCGAGCUGUCAGCGAUGCCGAUGGCCUCGACGAUCCCGAAUUCGUCACAGGCGUGUCCCGGCAAUGAUGUAGCGGGAGUCAGGAUCGGGUAGUAACCAGCCGCGCAUCAUAGCUGCGCACCCUCGUUUCGGUCGUUCGACGUCUAUGUAAGCCCGUGACGGGACGCCACAUAACCACUCCAUUGAUGAGCUCACGGCCAUCGCACGAUCCGGUAUGACUUCGAACCCAGCGUGGGGCGAGAGCACUUCCGCGCUCGAGGUCGCCAAGGCCUACGCACAAGGAAUUGAGGGCAAAAACGUCUUAGUUACAGGUGUCGCGCCCGAGGGUGUGGGCUCAGGCACGGCUCUCGCCUUCGCAUCCCAGAAGCCGGCCAUCCUAAUCUUGGCGUCGAGGACAAAGGAAAAGCUCGAGGCUGUGGCGUCGUCGAUUCGCGCAUCCUACCCGGGAGUUGAUGUGCGGACGGUCACGGUAGACUUAGCCUCUCAGGCGACAAUCCGCAAGGCGGCCGUCGAGGUUGCCGGCCUGAUCUCGAAGCUGGACAUUCUGGUAAACAAUGCUGGAGUGACUUAUGAUACGCGCCGCUGGACCGUAGAGGGCAUCGAGAUGCAAUUCGGCGCCAAUCAUAUCGGCCCAUUCCUCUUCACGAAGCUGCUGUUACCGCUGCUAGAGAAAGCAGCCAAAGACCAGCCCGCUGGGGCAACUCGCAUAGUCAAUCUCGCCAGCCACGGCCAUCGCCUGUCUACGAUUCGUUUCCACGACUAUAAUAUCGAGAACAAGGAGGUACCCCCCGAGGAGAAGCCAUUCUCCCCCAUGCCGCCUGCGUUUUCGCGGGUCUGCGAGGACGGUUAUAUGCCUACCGUUGCCUAUGCGCAGAGCAAGACGGCCAAUAUCCUUUUCACUCUCUAUCUUCAGGAGCACUUGAAGAGCAAAGGGAUCAUGUCCUAUGCUGUCCAUCCGGGAAGUGUUAGUACCAAUCUCGGUCGAGACCACGAUCCAGAGAUGGCCGAAGCUAUUGCGAAAACAGCCAAAUACUGGAAAACCCCUGACGAGGGCGCUUCGACAAGUCUUGUCGCCGCACUAGACCCAGCGCUCAACGAACGCGCUGGUCUUUACUUAGCCGAUUGUCAAUUUUUCCCUGCCGCGGAGCACGCCCGUGACCCGAAGAUAGCUGAGCGGCUCUGGAAGCUCAGCGAGGAAUUGAUCAGAGAGAAGUUCGAUCUGGGAUGAGAGCGUCCGUAGCAUUUUAGCGAACAGGGUAGGCUGCGAAAACGGAUUCCGUUCGAGAUCAGACGAACACUCAUCGCGACCCAACGCGAUAGGGCCGAAUUGAUUUUUUUUUUUGUUUGCGCAAAGCAACCCACAGCGAGACGGUGGCACAUCUCUUGGCUUGUACACGAUGGCACAGUUCUGGCCUUCUGGGCAGCCGUAUUUAUAGAUCGGAUCUCCCGAAGCGGUCGAUAUCUCGUGGUAGCUCCGUCGCCACCUUUCUAAUUUCAAGGCCAGAUACCACGCCGCGCUGUUUGUAAGUUCCGGAUACUACACAGGAACGUGUAUAUCCCA
This is a messenger RNA of Durotheca rogersii, 1570 nucleotides long. Its product is annotated as retinol dehydrogenase 13. The record is from RefSeq and is a predicted model, not a curated record. The coding region runs from base 224 to 1237 and encodes 337 amino acids. NCBI's taxonomy places the organism in Eukaryota, Fungi, Ascomycota, Sordariomycetes, Xylariales, Xylariaceae. The transcript has 4 exons.